This is a messenger RNA of Cuscuta campestris, 845 nucleotides long. NCBI's taxonomy places the organism in Eukaryota, Viridiplantae, Streptophyta, Magnoliopsida, Solanales, Convolvulaceae. The record is from the annotation of a GenBank genome assembly.
CAAGAUUCCCUCCAUAUUUUCUUGACCUUCUCCUUAAACGCCUCAUUCCUUUCUCAGACAACGUACGAGAAGAGCCCAACCUCACCAUGGCUUCUCCAGCCCAAAUCACUCCGACCGCCACCGCCGCCGCUAAACCACUGAUAACCCCAAUCAGAUCCCAAAUCAUCUCCGCCGCCACGCGCAGCGCCGUCAACUGCACCAGCCGCCGGGAGUUCAUCUCUCUUUCCUCCGGAAUACUCUGCAGCCACGGCAUCCUCUCCGCCGCCGUCGCCCGGGCAGCCUCCGACGAGGAAUACGUGAAGGAGACGACGGAGGUGAUCGGAAAGGUGAAGUCGACGGUGGAGAAGGAGAAGGGGGACCCGGAUAUAGUGGAUGCGGUGGCCGAUCUAAGGGAGGCUUCGAAUUCGUGGGUGGCCAAGUACCGGAGGGAGAAGGGGCUGCUCGGACGGCCAUCUUUCCGGGAUGUUUACUCGGCGCUCAACGCCAUCUCCGGGCAUUACGUGAGCUUUGGGCCGACGACCCCGAUUCCGGCCAAGAGGAAGCAGAGGAUCUUGGAGGAGGUGCAGAGUGCAGAGCAGGCAUUGCAAAGAGGAAGAUAAGGAUUAUACAUUAGAUAUUACUACUAUUCUGUCAAUUCUCAACUUUUAAUUUUAAUUUAUUUUUCUUGUUUCGGUUUGGAAUUCAAUUUUACUGCUCUAUGAUCGAUUGAUCGUAUUAUGUUUUUCUUUCAUUGGCUACAAGUUAAUGCAUCGGAUAAUUUAACUAUAUAGACCAUGUUUAGCUUCAUAUGCACUUCAAACCAUGCAAACAAAGUCAUAUAUGAGGCAGGUGAGGUCUUUAAUUGA